AUGAUUUGGAAACCCUUCACUUUCGCUGCGCUCUUUUCGGCCGCUGCCGUCGCUGACCCUGCGCCAGAGUCCCACGACUCCCCCACGGACGUUUCCUACAGAGCCACCUUCACCAAGGGCGUAGACGGCUACGUCAACUUCUCGUCGAAAAACGGCUCCGUCAUUGUCGAUGUGGACAUCUCGGGCUUGCCCAACUACGGCGGUCCUUUCAUGUACCACAUUCACGAAAAGCAGGUUCCUUCGGACGGCAACUGUACGGGAACCAAGGCCCACUUCAACCCUUACCACGGCUACGAAAAGGCCCCCACGCCUGCUGAGUUGGAGGUGGGCGAUCUUUCGGGCAGACACGGCGAGAUCCAAGCCCAGCUGUUCCAGACCUCGUACAUUGACCCUUACCUCUCGUUGAACCCAGACAACAAGGCUUUCUUUGCCAACUUGUCUGUGGUGGUGCACCUUCACAACACUUCGAGAAUUGCUUGUGCCAACAUCACCAAGGAGUACACUGUUCCUCCAGUGGAGGGUGGUGCCAGCGGCAAGACUCUUGCGGCCGGUGCUGUUGCCUUGGCUGCUGGCGCCUUGCUCAUCUGA
This is a messenger RNA of Candidozyma auris, 588 nucleotides long. RefSeq lists its product as uncharacterized. Gene Ontology annotation, molecular function: copper ion binding; superoxide dismutase activity. The coding region runs from base 1 to 588 and encodes 195 amino acids. Gene Ontology annotation, biological process: removal of superoxide radicals. The record is from RefSeq and is a predicted model, not a curated record. Gene Ontology annotation, cellular component: extracellular region. Lineage: Eukaryota; Fungi; Ascomycota; Pichiomycetes; Serinales; Metschnikowiaceae. The transcript has a single exon.